This is a messenger RNA of Actinia tenebrosa (Australian red waratah sea anemone), 2324 nucleotides long. RefSeq names its product endothelin-converting enzyme 1. Gene Ontology annotation, molecular function: metalloendopeptidase activity. Gene Ontology annotation, biological process: protein processing. NCBI's taxonomy places the organism in Eukaryota, Metazoa, Cnidaria, Anthozoa, Actiniaria, Actiniidae. The record is from RefSeq and is a predicted model, not a curated record. Gene Ontology annotation, cellular component: plasma membrane.
AUAGUGUUGGCAGUCUUGUAUUCACGAGAGCUUAACAAAUCACCUACUAACAGCCAGGAAGCGGAAAAGUACGAGAUCUGUGACGAUGAACAAUGUUUUAAUCUCGGCCUAGAACUGGUAAAGAACAUGAAUAAGAGCGUUGAUCCUUGCGAAGACUUCCACGCCUAUGCAUGCGGUGGAUGGGAAAGCAGACAUCCCUUGGAGGACAACGCAACAUUGGCAAUAACUUCACCAUCUAUUGUGUCUAACGAAAACAGCAACGUUCUUAAAAAGGCUUUGGAAUAUGCUCAUCUGAAUUAUUCAAAGAACGACGCUGUGAUGAAAAUGGUACGUGUGUACGACUCUUGUAUGAACACCACCGCGGUAGAUGCCCUAGGAUUACAGCCCCUCAAAGAUUUGAUCGAAGAAUAUGGCGGAUGGAGCAUUUCACAGAACUACAACCCAAAUGUUACCGUAGCGCAACGAAUUGGCAGAGCUGCACGUGAACUGAAUAUCGACUCUUUGUUUGGCAUGGAUGUGCGACCCUUUUUCUUAAACUCUGAUGUGAAUGUGCUAAUGUUAAAAGGGCUGGCAACAGGACUUAACAAAAGGGACUAUUUGGAUCAAGACGAAGACAGUGAAAAGAAACGUAAAGAAUACAAAAACUACAUGAAAGCUGUGAGUCAAAUCUUUAAUGUCUCGUACACCAAAAUGAAGGCAAUCUAUGAUUUUGAAGUAAAACUGGCUAAGAUUUCAAGUGGAAAAGACCCUGAUGCAGAGUUGAUGGAAUAUAUUAAGUCCAUUGCCAUAUCCGCUAGAAUCAGAAGAAGUACAGAAGAUUGGACAAUAACGCUUUCUAGGCUUAGCAGAGUGACUGGGUUUCCGUGGCCCGUGCUGAUUGAAGUUUUGGAUAUUCUGUUUGACAGACGGUUAACUGGAAAUGAAAAAGUACUUUCUUUGCCUGCCCAUAUAGUCUUAUUUAAAGCGAUUGGUCUUUUGUAUAGGAAAACAAAUCAUGCACUUUUAGCUGACUACAUUAUGUGGCAAGUCGUACGUCAUUACGUUGGUGGUCUUCCUAAUCAAUAUCGACCACCAAAAGGAGAUUUUUUAAUAAGCACCAACAUACCACGAUGGAAGCAGUGCAUCUAUGCCAUGUUGAUCCCCUUUGACAUGCCACUCGGCCUACUGUUUGUGGAUGUUCAUUUUAAUGAUGACGCUAAAGUUAAGAUCAGAGAAAUGAUCGAAAACACUAGAACUUCAUUUAUCCGCAAACUACCAACUCAAACUUGGAUGGACAAAAUAACUCAGGAGAAAGCAAAGGAAAAGGCGCUGGCAAUCGCCAUUGAGGAAAUUGGAUAUCCAGCGUACAUCAAGGAUCCUGUAAAACUCAAGGCACAGUAUGAUUCGCUCAAAGUAACAGACAGCCUGAUGGACAACAUGAAAGCCGCCAAUCAUUUACUUAGAAUGAGAACUUUAAAAAACUUUGAGCGCCCAGUGGACAAAAAAGAAUGGACAUUUGCAAGUCCGGCCAAAUACAAUGCUUUCUAUGCUCCUUUCUUGAACCGAAUAAUAUUCCUUGCUGGAAUUCUUCAAAAACCGAUGUACAGCCCAGGAUAUCCGAGCUACCUGAAUCAUGGUGGUAUAGGAAUGGUUAUAGGCCAUGAAAUCACGCAUGGUUUUGAUGGAACAGGUCGUUUGUUCGACAAGAAGGGCAAUUAUAAUAAUUGGUGGUCAGCUUCAUCUGCAGCAGCCUUUGUUUCCAAAGCAAAGUGUUUCGUCAAACAGUACAACAAGUAUAGAAUAUUUGAUAAAUAUGCAAAUGGAACUAUGACGCUGAACGAAAAUAUCGCAGACAACGGUGGCAUUAAACUGGCAUAUGAUGCUUACCAGCGAUGGACAAAGGAAAACGGGACUGAAAAAAUCCUGCCUGGUCUUGAUCUCAACCCUAACCAACUCUUUUUCUUGGGUUUUGCUCAGUCUUGGUGUAGUGUGUAUACCAAGGAGGGCGCUUACACUCAGUUGGACACUGACAACCAUUCCAAUGAAAAAUACAGAAUUCUUGGUCCACUGUCCAACUUCGAGAGGUUUUCUGAAGUUUUUAAGUGUAAACCAAACAGUGGCAUGAAUCCUGUGGACAGAUGUACAAUCUGGUAAAUCCGGUCAAACAGGUUCCUGGUUUGGUUGUUUCGCUUGUUGAAUAUAUACGGUUAAUCAGUCGUUUACACUGCACGCAUGCGCAAUACUUACCAUUCAAACAAUUAAUGCUCGAACAGUAAUUGAUUGUUGAUUGUUUGCGAUUAUUAUUCAACUUAUUAAUAAAAUAAAUAACUUAUCUUGUUUGUAAA